[Torrubiella] hemipterigena is the source of this 1199-nucleotide messenger RNA. The record is from the annotation of a GenBank genome assembly. Lineage: Eukaryota; Fungi; Ascomycota; Sordariomycetes; Hypocreales; Clavicipitaceae.
CGCCAACCUUGCGACUUCAUCUUCUCCUCUUCAAAACAACAAAUACAAGAAAAUUUUUCUACUGACGACUAGGCUUGCAUCGACAAAUUCCUAGUUUACCUCGAUCGCCCUACACCACAACCUGCUACAUAUUUAAUACACAUCGCUACAAUGGAGCUGUCUGAGAUCUUUCGCAUUGUCAACUUGGUUGUCGGCGUUAUCACUCUUCUCGGUGGUAUCGUGCACAUCUUUGGCUUCAACGUUACCUCCAUCAUCGUCGGUGCCUACAUGAUCCUCUUUGGUCUCGCUGUUGGUGUCCUGGAGUUCCAGAUCCCUCCCCAGCUGUCUCGCCACGCCAACUUUUUGUUCUCCUUCAUUGGCCGUGGUAUUUUCUACAUCUUCCUCGGCGGUCUCCUCUUUGGCACAACCACCCUCAGCUACAUUGCUGGUGGUAUCGUCGCCCUUGUCGGUGUUGCGUACGUCGGCCUCGAAUUUGUCCCCUCGAUUGAGCCCCCACACAACAUGCGUGAUGCUGAGGCCGCUGGAUGGGGCGCCGAGCAGGUUUAAGACCAAUCGACCACAUUUCGAGACAAGCGACGCAUCCUCCGACAGAAACGGACGACCAGCGCACAUGACGACCUAAGCUUGCACUUGAGUAGGGCUGUUUGCCCUGAGUCUUCUUCAAGAACGAUGGAAAUAAACAUAAUACAUGUAUAAUGAUGCAGGUGGUGUUUUUAGAAAAGUUACAGAGUAUAACCACACAGUGGUACCAGUCAAGUUGUGCUAAGUUUCGGUUUGUGAUUCGAUUAUUUAUUGCUUUGUUACUUUGGUAUCUGUAGUAUCCGAUGCAACUGGGCUCUUCCAUUGGCCAGCAUUUUCAACACCUUUUGCCAAACCGCCCAUGCCGUUGUUGACGCCGGCUCCGAGAGAUCCUAUGGCGUUACCAAGUGGUUUACCAGUUUCCCCCGUGACAUUCGUAAUUGUAUCUCCCAGACCUUUCGUAGCCGCACCAGUAAUGUUUCCUGCUGUGCGGGACACGCCGCCUAUUGUGUUGCCAAUUGCGCCUGUGAAGAAUUUGGCAGCACCCAUGGUCUUAUCCGUGACGGUGUUUCCAGAGGCGUCAGUGGAAGGGUUUGUGUUUGAGUUGUCCGCCAUUUUUGUUAAAAGAGUAGGAUAAAAGAUUGAAUUGUGUGUUUUAGUAAAUGCAUGGUGUCUCCUAU